CAUCUUUCUUUCAUUAGACGAUCGGAUCAGAUGUCAAUCAACCAAGUCCCCUAUUUUUACAUAAGUAAGUAUACAAGUGGUGUGUGUAAAAUGUACUCUCAGUCAUCAACUCCCAACGUCCUGAUGCCCAGGACCACGAUUGUUAAACAGGCGUUGGAAAAAAAACACACGGCAACUUUGUUCCUGUUUCACGGCUCAGGCAGCAACGGCGAGGAUUUUAAGCAAUGGCUGGAUAUUCUUAACAGAUAUGAGCUGAGGUUUCCUCACUUGAAAAUUGUUUACGUGACCGCUCCGAUUCAGCCUUACACUCCAAACGGAGGCAUGCCUAGUCAUGUAUGGUUUAAUCGUUCAGCCAUCUCCAUCUGUGUUCCAGAGUUGAGGCAUUCUAUCAACCUGAUAUGCAAUAAGAUAUCAGAAUUGAUACACAGAGAAGUAUCGGAUGGAACUCCCAUCCACAGAAUAGCUGUCGGAGGGUUUUCAAUGGGUGGCUGUUUGGCCACUCAUCUGGCAUACAGAGUUAACAGGUCUUUGGCAGGUUGUAUAGUCAUGUCUUCCUUUUUGAAUGUCGGUUCGUCUGUGUAUGAGACAUUAACAUCGCAAGAUGCUAUCAAUGAGUCAAAAUGGCCUCAACUAUUACAGUUCCAUGGUACUGCCGACAAGAUUGUGCCUUUAGAUUGGGGAAAAAAAACAUUUGAUAAUUUACAGAAACAUGGUGUUCAAGGAACUUUUGUGCCAAUAGAAGGAGCGGAUCAUGAAAUAGUACAAAAUGAAUUAAGUUAUAUCAAAGACUGGUUAUCUAAUCUCUUUCCUGUGAUAGAAUAACUAAAUAAUGUAGUGAUGCGUCUUGUUAUGUCGUUAUAGGCGUCAAUGAUUUUUGUAGGUUGUUUUGAAAGUGAAAGUCAAAUAUGAAUAAUUUUUGAUCAUCAGUUGUACAUAUAUGUGUAAGCACGAAUUGAAAGUUUUAUUUUUGCUACUAAAAAAUAAAAUAACCAAAAAUGUGUAUUGCCACUCCAUAGUUCAAUCGUAAUUUGUAAGUAAAAUAGGAAUUAUCGACAUUACCUGCACAAAUUAUUCAUAUCAAAUGACUUGACAAUUCUUCAAUUGAAAUUUCAUCCAUUGAAAAUUGAAAUACCAAUUUUGUAUGAUGCUCCUGAUUUUAUGACAUGAGGAUUUUAAAUUUGUUUUAAGUUUUUUUUUGUUGUUUCAAACCUGAUACUUGAUGAAAUGAAAUAGAAUCUGAAAUAGAAUGCGCGCAAAACGUCUUCGAGCAACA
Molecule: messenger RNA, 1273 nt
Organism: Copidosoma floridanum
Lineage: Eukaryota; Metazoa; Arthropoda; Insecta; Hymenoptera; Encyrtidae
Product: lysophospholipase-like protein 1
Biological process (GO): protein depalmitoylation
Cellular component (GO): cytoplasm
Molecular function (GO): carboxylic ester hydrolase activity; palmitoyl-(protein) hydrolase activity
Source: RefSeq, a predicted model, not a curated record